Messenger RNA from Schistocerca piceifrons (Central American locust), 1270 nucleotides. Its product is annotated as zinc finger protein 271-like. The coding region runs from base 1 to 1134 and encodes 377 amino acids. The record is from RefSeq and is a predicted model, not a curated record. NCBI's taxonomy places the organism in Eukaryota, Metazoa, Arthropoda, Insecta, Orthoptera, Acrididae. The transcript has 2 exons.
AUGGAGGAAGGCAACAGAACUGGUGGUAGUGGCAGCAGCAGUCUGGACACCAUCAAGGAGGAAGCAUUACAUCUCGAGCACAGCUGUGACAUCUCCAAAAGCACAUUUGCACAUCUUCAGGACCUGAAGGAGCAGAAACACACGGGAAGUCUUGAUUUUCUGCAUUCUUGCAGUGUGUGUCGUAAAAUAUCUAAAAAUAAUGGUGGCUUGGAGAAGCAUUCAUGUGUCCACACAGAAUGUCCCUGUAAAUGUGAAUUGUAUCACAAGGUACACACAGCUUGUAGCAAACUGAGGAGACACUCACAGGUGCACACAGGCGAACGUCCGUACACUUGUCGUGUGUGUCUCAAGACAUUCACAGAAAGAGGCCACCUCAAGAGACACUCACAACAGCACAAGGGGGAAAGACCCUAUUCUUGCAACAUAUGUCAAAAGAAAUUUGCAUAUAGCUACAGCUUCAAGGUCCAUGUAUGUUUCCAAACAGGUGAACGCCAUGAACGCCCAUACAGUUGUGAUGUCUGUCAGAAGAGGUUCACGAGGAGCGGCAACUUGAUGAAUCACUUGGCAGUGCACGUUGGUGAGCAUCCGUACAGCUGUGAUGUCUGCCACAAGACAUUCAAGCAAAAUGUGAGCCUGAUGCGACACCAGCAACUGCAUGCAAGUAGGUGCCAGGGAGCAGUUAGCAAACCCCCUAGCAGCAGUAGCUGUGGCAGCAACAGCAGCAGGUCCAACAGCAGGGCUGCCAACACUGCCCUCACCUGGAAGGUCUACAGAUGCAGUUUCAAUGGCUGCCACAAAGCAUACGGCAAGAGUUCGCAUCUGAAGGCCCAUCUUCGGAUACACACAGGGGAACGGCCAUUUUCGUGCACGUGGUCUGGUUGUGGUAGGAGGUUCACCCGCUCAGACGAGCUGACGCGCCACUCUGUCACCCACACUGGCGAGAGGAACUUCUGCUGCCCAAUCUGUGACAAGAAGUUUGUGCGCAGUGACCACUUGAGCAAACAUGUCCGCAGGCAUCAAACUUAUGACCCGUCAGAACUGCGAUGGCGACUACCACCUCAAAAGGCGUGCGCCAUCAAUUCCAGUGACAGUACACCAUCUGAGGUCCUGUUUGAUGCAGUGCCAUCACCCUAGCAUCCUCUGUAUGCUGCAAACCUUCUCUGAAGUAUUUUAGAAGUUUAUAAGUUUGCAGUGACUAAAAUGUGACUGGGGAUGUAGACUUAGAGUCCUCCAAAAACCUUAAUAACUGUCAUUUUACCCUCAAACAGUG